GUGCCUCAUUAUAAAUUGACAGACUUUUAUAAUGCUAUGACGCAAUUUUUAAGAUAUGCUUACAGUCCGGCUAAUAUUAUACAAUUUAAGCUGCAACCUGGAACCUUGAUUUCUGUCGAUAAUUUUCGUGUUUUGCAUGGUAGAACGGCUUUUGUUGUGUCUCCAGAUAAUUUUAGACAUGUUGAAGGUGGACACGUUGAUUGGGAUGGAGCAAUAUCUUGUAUGAGAGUACUAGAGAAAGAACUUAACAUAGAUUAUAGAACUCCUAACAUUUAG
Messenger RNA from Trichoplax adhaerens, 276 nucleotides. RefSeq lists its product as uncharacterized. Gene Ontology annotation, molecular function: oxidoreductase activity. The annotation marks the transcript as partial. NCBI's taxonomy places the organism in Eukaryota, Metazoa, Placozoa, Uniplacotomia, Trichoplacea, Trichoplacidae. The record is from RefSeq and is a predicted model, not a curated record. The transcript has a single exon.